Molecule: messenger RNA, 2769 nt
Organism: Abrus precatorius (Indian licorice)
Lineage: Eukaryota; Viridiplantae; Streptophyta; Magnoliopsida; Fabales; Fabaceae
Product: glutamate receptor 2.9-like
Exons: 6
Coding region: 1-2769 (922 amino acids)
Cellular component (GO): plasma membrane
Molecular function (GO): glutamate-gated receptor activity
Source: RefSeq, a predicted model, not a curated record
AUGGAUCCUGAACCUGGUUCUCACGUUUUCGAUUCAUUGAUGUCUUCCCCUUCCAUUUUUUGGUCCAAAACUUCAAAUGUUUGCCACUUCCUUCCUCCACUCAUAUUCUUCUUUUCCUUAUUUCACGUUGGAGCUGAGGCCACCAACAAUCAAAAUGUCGUUGCCAUAGGAGCAAUCCUCAACCUUAGCUCUCGUGCUGGCAAGGAAGAGAAAGUUGCUAUUGAACUUGCAGCUCGAAAUUACAACGGCAGUUCAAAGUACCAUAAGCUAUCUCUACAUUUCGACGAUUCCAGAGGGAUCGCCAUAAGAGCAUUUUCUAUCGCCGAAGAGAUGAUUAGAAUGAAGAAAGUGCAAGUGAUAAUUGGCGGGCUCUCAUGGCAAGAGGCAGUUUUGGUAGCUGAGGUUGGAAGUCAAGCUCAAGUUCCUGUUAUUUCAUUUGCUGCACCAGUCACCACCCCACUGUUGUCAUCAUUUCAUUGGCCUUUCUUAGUAUUAAUGGCUAACAAUUCCACUGCAUUUGUAAAAUGUGUUGCUGAUGUAGUUCAUGCCUACAAUUGGCAAAGAGUUACUGUGAUUUAUGAAGAGGAUGCAUAUGGUAAUGCUUAUGGGAUGCUAGCAUUUCUAUCUGAGGCACUGCAAAAUGUUGGUUCACAGAUUGAGCUCUCUUUGGCUCUUCCUCCUUAUUCUUAUUCUUCUGUGGCUCAUCCUGGUGGAGAAGUUCAACUAGAGCUGCUGAAGCUACUCAACACUCAAUCUCGUGUCUUCAUAGUUCUGCAGUCAUCAAUACCUAUGGUAACUUGUUUGUUUGCAGAAGCUCAAAAGAUGGGACUUGUGGAUAGGGAAACAGCUUGGAUAGUUCCAGAAAGCAUUACAUAUAUGCUAGAUUCUGUUGCUGACUCUGUCAUUUCUUCUAUGGAAGGUGUUUUGGGAAUCAAGACUUAUUCCUUACAAAAUAGCACUGAAUAUCAAAGUUUCCACGUUCAGUUCAGAAAAAGCUUUCAAAAAGAAAAUCCAGAAGAUGACCCUAGACCUGGAUUUUAUGCUCUGCAAGCAUAUGAUAGCAUUGGAGUUGUUACAAGGGCCAUGGAGACAUUAAGAAAUGAUAUCAGUAGUCCUAAGAUAUUUCUAAAAGAAAUGCUGUCUUGCAAUUUCCUUGGUUUGAGUGGAAAAAUAGAAUUUGAACAUGGGCAGGCCUUGCCCUCACCUAUAUUUAGGAUUGUAAAUGUAAUUGGAAAGAGUUACAAAGAAAUAGACUUUUGGACAGAAGAGUAUGGAUUCUCCAAAACCCUUUCCUUUGAAUUAGCUGGUCAGAAUGCAAUAGAAGGUUUGGCUGGUCCUGUAAUUUGGCCUGGGAAUUUAAUGAGGCCUCCAAGGGGUUGGAGUAUGCCUACAAGUGCAAAACCAAUGAAAAUUGGUGUUCCAAGAAAGACUCCAUUUGAGAAGUUUGUGAAGGUAGAGAACAAUGAAUACUCAAAUCAGACCAAGUAUAGUGGAUUCUGCAUUGAAAUUUUUCAAAAAAUUAUUGAUCUAUUGCAGUAUGAUCUACCAUAUGAAAUAGUUCCCUUUAAUGGAACCUAUACUGAUCUGGUUUUUCUUGUCUAUAACAAGACUUUUGAUGCCGUUGUUGGUGACUUAACCAUUGUGGCUGAUAGAAUGCAAUACGUGGAUUUUACAUUGCCAUAUGCAGAGUCAGGAUUGUCAAUGAUAGUUCCAGCAAAAUCUGAGGAUACAACUCUGAUUUUUAUGAAGCCCUUUACUUGGGAAAUGUGGAUCGUUAUAGUUUCUGUCUUGAUCUACACCAUGUUAACAGUUUGGUACUUAGAGCGGGAUUCCAAUCCAGAAUUUAGUGGUCCAUGGAAGACUCAAAUCAGCAUUGCUCUAUGGUUUACUGUGUUUUCUCUAUUCUUUGCCCACAGGGAGAAAAUCUAUAACAAUUUCACUCGAAUGGUGAUUGUUGUGUGGCUCUUCCUUGGUUUGAUUCUAACCUCAAGCUACACUGCUAAUCUAUCCUCAAUGCUCACCGUUCAACAAUUACAACCAAAUGUUAAAAAUAUUGAGUCACUUAAGUGGAGCAACUCUAAAAUUGGUUUCUCAGGUGAUCCAUUUGUGAGAAAAUAUUUGGAAAGCGUGCUUCAUUUCAAAUCACAGAAUAUUAUCAAAGUUAGCAGGGAGUACAACUAUACCGAAGAGUUCAAAAGCAAGCGUAUAGCUGCUGCAUUUAUUGAAAUCCCCUACGAAAAGGUAUUCAUGAGCAAGAAUUGUAGAGGAUAUUCUGCCUUCACACCUACCAACAGAUUUGGAGGACUAGGCUUUAUGUUCCAGAAAGGUUCUCCAAUUACCAGGGACUUUUCCAAAGGUAUAUUGCAGCUCUCAGAGAAUGGAGACUUGAAGUCACUAGAAGAUAAAUGGUUGAACAACCCGGAUGAGUGUUCAACCAAUAUAACUACCAAUGCCAACGGAAGUUUGAAGCUUCAAAGCUUUUGGGUUCUUUUUGCAGUUUCUGUUUUCACUUCAACCUUUUGUGUGAUAAUAUCCAUGGUGUUGUCAAUGAAAAAUAAUGAACAGUAUCAACAAGCAUUUGAAGGAGAUUGUGGGUGUUCAGCUGUAGAGACUGUCUGGAAGAAGGUGCUCAUUCUAGCAAACUAUAUAUACUAUACAGAAAGUAGUAAACAAAGUCAAGCCUUAAAUUCAGCUCAUAUAGAGGGUGUAGAAGAAUUCUCUUUGGAGCUCCAACAAGGCAGCACUUCUAAUACAUUGGAUCAAAAUUAA